UCAGACUGAGGUGAAAGCACCGACUCUACACAGGGACUUGAGAGAACUCUGGGGGAUCCUAGAUGAUGAUCAAGACUCGGGGAGGAUGGACCAGGCAUAGGGCCACCCUGGACAUGUUAAAUUGUUAAGAUAGUGAGUAUUUAGAACAUAAUAGAAAAAGCAUUGCUAUCCUAAUGUUUUCUACUUUCAGUGCUAUUCCUGUUGUGAUGUGAGUUUCCCACUCAAUGGGGUACUCUGCCUGAAGAAUCAAGAAUCAUUUCAGACAACGAAGUGUUCAGUAUAAGCUGUUAUCUUGGAAAACCGCUCACCUCUGGAUCUUGGCUAUAAUCACAGAGGCUGCACCCAGCAGCACUGAUAAGCUAAUCAAUACCUGGAAAAUCUGAGCUCACCACUCUGUAACCAUGAGCGAGGAAAUGGAGAUAGCUGAUGAAAAAGACUGGAGGGAACUUGAGCCCAACUACCCUGUUAAGAUCUUCCUGACGAUCUUUUACAGUCUCAUCCUGGUGACAGGUAUUGUGGGAAAUUCAAUCACUAUCAGAGUGACACAGGUGCUAAAACGUAAUGGCUACCUGCAGAAAAAUGUGACUGACCACAUGGUUAGCCUUGCGUGCUCGGACUUGUUGGUUCUCCUCAUCGGCAUGCCAGUGGAGCUCUACAGCGCCAUCUGGUUCCCCUUCACGUCGGCUACAGGCAACGCUUCCUGCAAGAUUUACAAUUUCUUGUUUGAGGCUUGCAGCUAUGCCACCAUCCUCAAUGUGGCCACGCUGAGCUUUGAGCGCUAUGUUGCUAUCUGCCACCCUUUUCGUUUCAAACUUUUGGGUGGAAGACGUACCUCGGCCCUCAUCACCUUCGCCUGGCUGGUGUCUGUGCUCGUGGCCCUGCCUUUGCUGAUUGCCACAGGAACACAGGGACACAUUCCCAUCCUAGCGGAUACACCCGUCCAGAACCUGACUUUCUGCACCAAUCUGAGGGAGCGCUGGGUGAUGUACAGGGCCAGCAUCUUUGUUUCUUUCAUCAUCUAUAUGAUCGUGUUAAUCUGUGUUGCCUUCAUGUGCCGGGCCAUGAUCCUGGUCCUGCAGAGACCUUUGGGAUCCGUGGAUGGAGGGAUCAACGCAAUUCAAAGAGCGCCCAAGCAUGAAAGUGCCAAGGUCAAGACAGCCAGGAAGCAGACCAUCAUUUUUCUGGGCCUCAUCGUAGGAUCAUUGAUGGUGUGCUGGCUUCCCAGCCAGAUUCGGCGUCUGAUGAUGGCCGCCCUGCCCAAGUCCCGCUGGACUACUGCCUACUUCCGGAGCUACGUCACCCUCCACCCGGUGGCCGACACCUUCUUCUACCUCAGCUCCGUCAUCAAUCCGUUCCUCUACAACCUGUCCUCCAGGCAGUUCAGGGAGGUGUUUGUCCAGGUGCUGCGGUGCAAACUCACCAUUGAACACAUCAACAAACGCACACUGCAGCACUCCAGUGCUGCCUCUGGGCGUUCCCUCCAGCCCCUGCUGCUGAAGUCACUGCGUCGCAACAAGAUGAACCGCUCCACCACGGCAGAGGAGAAAACUCCACCCACUUUCACAACUUUUCAGAGUCAGAGUGACUCAGGAGUGGGAUCAGAUACUCAGACGUCAUUGAGCAUGACUGAACAGCCAGAUUCAUAUCUCAAACCAAAGAUAGAUGUUCCGUCAGAGGGUGAAAUAUAAUGUGCUGUACAAUUUAAUGCAACACAGUAAAAAUAAACAUAGCAGAAACUGCUUUAUCCAUGGGCGCUUUUGCUGUGGCAUCAGAAACAAAUACACAGAUAUUUCUUAUACACAGCAAACACAGUAUACGUUCAGACAGAUCUGACAAUAUGAUGCAACAGAUGGGACAUCUGGAAAAGACAUUUAAUCUAAAAUUGUGAUAUUGUUAUUAAAUCAUAAAAUGAUAACACUAAAGCUCAGCCAUUUAGAUAAGCAUGAAACCCCACAGCUUCAGUUCAAAUUAAAGGUACCAAGUGGACCACUAGUAGUAGUGCACUAAUGAGUGGUUCCCUGUUGUGUUUGCAACUCAUGUUCUAGCAGGCCCAUGAGGACAGUAGCCACAGCUGAAAUAGCAGGUUGCACAAUGAUCUACAAGCUUUUAAAAAGAAACCACCGUAAAACAGUCUUUCAGAGAUAUAUCAGUAAACAAUAAGUAUGACCAUUUCUGUAUUUGUUUACAUGAAAGCUCCACAGGGUUCGGUUAGGUUUCUGGCCACCUCCAAAGGAAAAGAAAACUUGAUAUUAUGUGCCGAGACCUGCAAUAAAGACACUUUUUAUGUUAACCCAACUUUUGAAAAAGCAAUGGAAUAUUAUUUGUGGGGCGCUUUAAAGUAGUUUCCUUGUGCAGUAAAACACUGGCCCCAGUGCUCCUGCCACAUUUAGAACACUCCCUUGAAAUCUCUUCUACUGUGCGAAAUGCUGACCAAUCAAGUUAAAUGUCAUUUUGGAGAAGAGGAUAAAGACACAGCAAGCCAAAUCUGGUGAGGCAAGGAGCUACAAUUGUGCUGGUGCCACCAAAUAAUGUGUAUAUUUUCAUAUGCUGUUAGUGAACGAUGACAUGUACCAUAUUCAGGUUAUUUGCCCCAGAUGUUCUCCCUCAGACGCUUUAGAACAUCACAGUAGAACUCAGCGAUGACAUUUACACCCAGAAGAACAAAUUCAUUGUGCACCACAGCUUGAAUGCAGAACAAAACAGGGUAUACUUUUAGUUGUGCCAUUGACCUGAUGUUCCUUCUUCAGUCUUUAGGACCUGUUUAGUCUCUAGGUUGUAGUUGUAGACUUAACUUGUCACCGGUGUUGAUCUCCAAUAUGAAGGUCAGGUUACUUUGAUACCGAAUGUGAUAUUUGCUCUUUGCAAAAAAUUUGAGGUCCACAGUGAAAUCACACCAACUGUUCAGAAUUGGGGGCUGCACAGUAGCUUGGUGGUUAGCACUUUUGCCUUGCAGCUAGACAAUCCCAGGUUCGCAUCCUGGCCUUCCCGAGAUCUUUCUGCAUGGAGUUUGCAUGUUCUUCUUUGGUUACUCCGGCUUCCUCUCACUGUCCAAAACAUGCUGAUGGUGAUUCUAAAUUGUCGGUAGGUGUGAAAGUGAGUGUGAUUGUUUGUCUCUAUAUGUAGCUCUGUGAUAGACUGGUGACCUGUCCAGUGUGUCCCCCUCCUUUGCCCUUCGUCAGCUGGGAUAGACUCCAGCCUCCCUGCGCGACCCUAAUGAGGAUUAAGCGUUGUAUAGAUGAUGGAUGGAUUUUCAGAAUUGGACUUCCAGAGAGUGCUGCAAACAUGGCAGGAGCACUAGGAGUGGUGUUUCACUGCACAAGUUAAAGGGAAUUGGGCCAUAUUUAAAUCAGAUAGGAUUUUUGCUCGUAAAUGAAUGAUCUCUACCAACUUUUUGCAAGUUGGUAAGGUAAUAAUUGCAAGCUCAUUACCUUACCUUGCUACGUUAUCCAUAAUCAUAUGUUACCAUCUGUAAUAUCCCUUUCUCAGUUUGAAUCCUUUGUUUGUACUUGUCUAAUGUCAUCAGUUGUGGCCUAAGAACUGUUCUAUUUCAGUCCAAAUGACUGUGUUCCUACUCUGGCUUUUUCAUCGAAGACACUUUGGAAGCUGAUUUGUUGAGAACUGCUAAGUACCUUUCUGUUUUUUCUGUACUUAUCCAGUCAUCUCAACUGUUAGCAGCUCAGACUCUGAGAUAAACAACCAACAAUGAGUUUUCCUUUUGCCAAGGACUACAGUCUUAUCCCACCAUGGCUCUGGCAUAUCUGUAGCGUUUUUAUAUAGAACAUAAUAUCUUUUGGAAGAAUUUUGGUUGCAGAAGUAAAUAAAUGAUUAAAAUAUU
Amphiprion ocellaris (clown anemonefish) is the source of this 3835-nucleotide messenger RNA. It is a transcript of the gene gpr39, whose product is annotated as G protein-coupled receptor 39. Gene Ontology annotation, molecular function: G protein-coupled receptor activity. Gene Ontology annotation, biological process: G protein-coupled receptor signaling pathway. The transcript is spliced from 2 exons. The record is from RefSeq and is a predicted model, not a curated record. The coding region runs from base 402 to 1688 and encodes 428 amino acids. Lineage: Eukaryota; Metazoa; Chordata; Actinopteri; Pomacentridae. Gene Ontology annotation, cellular component: membrane.